This is a messenger RNA of Porites lobata, 1932 nucleotides long. The record is from the annotation of a GenBank genome assembly. NCBI's taxonomy places the organism in Eukaryota, Metazoa, Cnidaria, Anthozoa, Scleractinia, Poritidae.
AUGGACGCUCGUCGGUGUUGGGUAGAUUAUACGAGAACCAAAUGCCAUCUUUGUUCAAAGGCAUUAAACAAUCCGAGGACAUUACCGUGUCUUCACUCAUUCUGCCUAAACUGUCUUGAAAACUUAGUGUAUAUUGAUGGAACACAGCUUCAAGGAGAAGUCGAAUGCCCAACAUGUAUGUCGCCUUUCCAAGUCUCGGAAGAAUUCAUCGAUGAUUUACCCAUUCCAUUUCUCUCAGGUCGGUUUAAGGACACUUUGUUGAACGAAGUAAUUCAAGGAAAUAUUAAUUGCUCGAAUUGCGAAGGAGGUAUGGCUGCCAUCUCCUUUUGUUAUGUUUGUCGUCAUUACUUCUGCUUUCGUUGUGAUCAGGCUCAUCAUCGGCUGGAGUACACACGGGGUCAUCAUUAUAUCUUGCUUGAGAAUGCCCAUUCUUUGUUACGAAGAUUAGCUAUGUGCCCGGAAGAAAACCAUGAAGAAGAACCGCUGAGUUUAUACUGCAAGAAAUGCCGCAAAUGCAUUUGCCAAGUUUGUGAUAAAGAGAGCCAUUGGCGACAUGUUGUUGAAAAUGUUCAGGAUGCUGCCGAACGGAAAAGGCAAAAGAUCAACGAAACCUUAGUGCAAAUAGAACAAGAGAUCGCUUCGUUGAAUGACAAAAUCAAGGAAAGCCAGGAAACAUUUGAAACUAGGAAGGAAGAAAUCAACGCUGCACGCAGAACUGUUCAAGCAUACGUGAAUGCAGCUAUUCGUAGUUUAGAAAACCACAAGGAAGCUAUGUUGACAGAAUUAGAUGAUAUCUAUGCAAAGCUACAGCAAAGACAUGCAGCCAAACAAGGUAAACUGGAGUUGUUGGUCCAGCAAUUAAAAAGUCCGGUAAAAUACGGAAAGGGCAUUCUGAAAAGAAAUUACGAUGUGGAAAUUUUGAAGGAACGAGAAGCUGUCAUCAGUCGUUGCGUUUACCUUUUGAAUUCUGGACAGGACUGGGAUUCAUUUCAGUUUCCUUGCGUGAAGUAUAUUGCUGAUAAAAAAGCGUCAUUUAAGAAUGUUCGAGAUUUGCGACCGGGGCGAGUGAUCGUAAGUAACGCUGGCCCUAUUGAUGUUAGUGUACCACAUGUGUACAAGCGAGCUUUUCAACUGGGAUCCGAUGGUUACUUAGAUGAAAGUCAUUCUUCUCCUCGUGGUGUUGCAGUCUAUAAAACUAGUGGAAACAUAGCAGUAGCUGAUAGAUUGAGAAGAAGAAUUAGCCUCUUUAGUCCAGAUGGAAAAUAUCUAAGACAUUUUGGUGACUUACGAGAUGGCUCCAAGAAUCUGAGCUCGCCAUACUCGGUUGCGUUCAGUUCGCUUGGUGAAAUAAUUGUCGUUGAUUGUGUUAACUUAAUGUUUUGUUCUAAUCGUGGACUUUUUCUGAGCUAUGUUGGAAACGUUGCUUUGCCAAAGUCAGUUUCUGUUUCAAAAGAUGGGCAACUGAUUGUCUGUGACAAAAAAGAUGCCAAAGUUAAGGUUCUCUGCCCUUAUACUAGAGAACUUUUGAAGUCCUUUCCAACUGAUCCAGACUUUGAAAAAUGCCAGCCCUCUUUUGCUAUUCUUCAUGGAGACAAAUUCUUUGUUUCCUAUCCAAAGAGGCAUUGUGUCAAGGCUUUUAGUCAUGAUGGCGAUUUCCUCUACGAUAUUGGAACUGAAGGAUGUGAGCAAGAGCAGCUAGACAAACCUCAGGGACUUGCAAUUGACAGGUUUAACAAUCUUGUAGUUUGUGACAGUAACAAAAGCUGUCUGCAAGUGUACAAGCCAGACGGAAGGCACGUUGCCACAGUAGAGGGAGAGAAUUCUAAGCUGAUAUCUCCUCAAUUUGUUGCUGUCUCCAAGGAUGGACAAUUAUUUGUUACUGAUUCAGGAUGGGAAAGUGGAAAACAGUCUUGCUUUCAUAUUUUCUACUGA